Messenger RNA from Pungitius pungitius (ninespine stickleback), 2550 nucleotides. RefSeq names its product membrane-associated ring finger (C3HC4) 5 (gene marchf5). Bases 362 to 1207 code for a protein of 281 amino acids. Gene Ontology annotation, molecular function: ubiquitin protein ligase activity; zinc ion binding. Lineage: Eukaryota; Metazoa; Chordata; Actinopteri; Perciformes; Gasterosteidae. The record is from RefSeq and is a predicted model, not a curated record. Gene Ontology annotation, cellular component: mitochondrial outer membrane. Gene Ontology annotation, biological process: regulation of mitochondrial fission; protein polyubiquitination. The transcript is spliced from 6 exons.
UCACCUUAGAGACGGCCAGCUAAUGGAGUCAAGCGGACACGCCGAUGCGUAAAGACUACUGCAAAACGAAACCGCUGCCGAUGUAAAUAGGGGUGUUUUUUAUUCCUGAAAUAGUUCACUUGUCGCUGAUAUAUGCUGUCUAGAAUGCCAUGACCGCGAAGGAAUAGUUGAAUGCGAAACAAUUGGCUCCUUUGCAGCUCACUCUCCGUUUCAACACAAAGGCCUAUGUAGCUAGUUAGCUUCAGCUGGCUAGCAAGUGAUUUAACGCUAACCACAUCUGCGCCAUGGUGCUUUAAUGUUUUAUCUGUAACACCCUGCGUCUGUCCUGCCAACAAGACCGUUUUUUGGCUUUCUAACGACAAUGGCGGAACAGGACCUAGAAGCAAUGCAGCAGAAUCUGGACAGGAGCUGCUGGGUGUGCUUCGCCACGGACGAGGACGAUCGCACGGCGGAGUGGGUGCGCCCCUGUCGCUGCCGUGGCUCCACCAAGUGGGUCCACCAGGCCUGCCUGCAGCGCUGGGUGGACGAGAAGCAGCGGGGCAACAGCACAGCACGCGUGGCCUGCCCACAAUGCAAUGCAGAAUACCUCAUUGUCUUUCCCAAACUGGGCCCCGUGGUUUACGCGCUGGACCUGGCCGACCGGCUCAUCUCUAAGGCCGGCCCCUUCGCCGCCGCCGGCAUCAUGGUGGGCUCCAUCUACUGGACCGCAGUCACCUACGGAGCCGUCACCGUCAUGCAGGUGGUGGGCCACAAGGAGGGCCUGGACGUCAUGGAGCGGGCCGACCCCCUGUUCCUGCUCAUCGGCCUGCCCACCAUCCCCGUCAUGCUGAUCCUCGGCAAGAUGAUCCGCUGGGAGGACUACGUCCUGCGCCUGUGGAGGAAAUACUCCAACAAGCUGCAGAUCCUCAACAGCAUCUUCCCAGGGAUUGGCUGCCCAGUUCCUCGCAUCCCGGCGGACGCCAGCCCCCUGGCGGACCACGUGUCGGCCACGCGGAUCCUGUGCGGCGCGUUGGUCUUCCCCACCAUCGCCACCAUCGUGGGGAAGCUCAUGUUCAGCAGCGUCAACUCCAACCUGCAGAGGACCAUCCUGGGGGGGAUUGCCUUUGUAGCCAUCAAGGGGGCGUUUAAGGUGUACUUCAAGCAGCAGCAGUACAUGAGGCAAGCCCACCGCAAGAUCCUCGACUUCCCCGAGCCAGAAGACGCCUGAGGACGCUCCGCGGCCCGAUGGCUACACCACACGUCUCUGCCCCGGGGGGGGGCAGCAAACUGUUGGACCAAAGAGCGGGAUGUGCUGGUGAAGCAGACUUAUGAUCAGUGUCACCCUAACCCCCCCCCAACAAAUCACCCUUCCUUGAUGGUGCACUGAGUCAGAGCGCCGCCAUGGACGUUCAUUUGAAGCCCCCCUCGGACCCCCUCCCCCCCCCAACAUUGUUUUCAAUCUCCCGAUGCUUUUCUGAGGUGAAGACUGAUAAGACUUGUUGACACAGACCGGAGCAUGUUUUGCAGUCUGUGUACGUACACACACACACACACACACACACACACACACACACGCACCAAGGCUCUGUCGGGUUCAACAACCAUAUAUCUAACAAUCUAACAGUCAUUGUGAACCUGUGUUUUUAAGAAAGCAAAUAUGGGGGCCACGUGUAAUUCAUUUUAUAAUACAUGACUUUGUUUCUAAUGUUUUGCAGAUUUGAAAGAGCCCCCUUGGCCAAUGUUAGCAGAGUGUAGAAUGUAUUCAUGAUAAAACAAUAAAAUGGGUCAUGCGUGGUGAAGCAGUACAUUCACCACCACCAGGAAGCAUUUACAUAAACCUCGUCUCAUACUUAGCCAAUGAGGAUCCAGCUGUAACGGACUCACACGGACUCAUCUCGACCCUGCAGGUGUACGGAAGGUGUUGCACCUGCUCUGUGGUCCACACGCCGCGUUUCCAUUGGUUUCCAUCUCCACUGAAAGCCAGCCAGCAGAGAGGAGGCGCUGACCCAGGAGAGCAUGCUUUACUUUAGUUCAGUGUGUGAUGGUGGGACUGCAGUGUCUGAGGGAAUUACCUUAAAGUGAGACCUGGGACACUGAUUACUGGGGGGAGGGGGAGGGGGUGCUGCCGGGGGGCUGCUAUGUUGGCGGGGCUCUUACACCUCAAUGGCCUUUACAGAAAGUUUUGCCUGAUUUCCAACAUUUCUUCAGUAGAAAAAAAAUAUCAAGUGCAUCCCUAAUAAAAGGGGACGUCUUUUGUCAACACAUCAAAUUUAAUACAAAAUAAAAGUAUUAGGGUAGCAAUGGAAAUCCUAAAACCUGGAAAAAUCCAACACUAUCUUCAUGUGAGGGAUGUUUCAACAUGCAGCUUUUUGUUUGCUUUGAAUCAUGAUUAACUUCACUUAGCGGAUAAUUAAACCCAAACUUUAUAUAAUAUAGAUAUAUAUACACACACAGUGGCUGCUUAACAGGUGUCCUCCUUCAACCCUCCCAGGUAGAUUCUCUGCUCGUCUACACUCGGCCAAAAGAGAGUUUAAACUAUGACUUGUGUGAAUAAAUGUAUUUUUCCAAUGA